AUGGGUGUAAAAUUUAACAAGCAAAACUAUUUCAAAGAAAAGAAAAAGGGAAGAAAACAGCUUCAGAAACCAAAUUCAUGUGACCCAGAUGGCAUGGAGAAUUGUCCUUUUUGGAACUAUCCUGGAAAAUUUGGGAAGUAUGGACACAGACCCCAUAAUGUACCUUUUAGCAAAUACCCUGCUGUGAUAAAUGACAUCUCAUUCUGGUUGCCCUCUGAGAAUUAUACAGAAAACGAUUUCUAUGACUUAGUACGAACAAUUGGAGGAGACCUGGUGGAAAAAGUUGAUCUGAUAGACAAGUUUGAACAUCCAAAGACGCACAAGACCAGCCACUGCUACCGCAUCACCUACCGCCACAUGGAGCGGACCCUGUCGCAGAGAGAGGUCGGGUGCGUGCACCAGGCCGUGCAGGAGGCCGUGGUGCGGCUGCUGGGCGUGGAGGGCAGGUUUUGAUGCCACUGCCUGGACCAGGCUGCAGCCUCUCGGGGCUCCAAGGAUUUGCGAGAGAGAAAAGGAUGUUGUUUGUGGACUGGGGCAUCCGUCAUGUUGUGAUAAAUGGGUCAGUGUUAGGACUUCCAGAAAAUAAAGGAUCGCUCUUGAGAAACUGUUGA
Messenger RNA from Leptonychotes weddellii (Weddell seal), 611 nucleotides. NCBI's taxonomy places the organism in Eukaryota, Metazoa, Chordata, Mammalia, Carnivora, Phocidae. The record is from RefSeq and is a predicted model, not a curated record.